Acanthochromis polyacanthus (spiny chromis) is the source of this 2310-nucleotide messenger RNA. Its product is annotated as E3 SUMO-protein ligase ZBED1-like. The coding region runs from base 1201 to 2310 and encodes 369 amino acids. Lineage: Eukaryota; Metazoa; Chordata; Actinopteri; Pomacentridae. The transcript has 3 exons. The record is from RefSeq and is a predicted model, not a curated record.
CUUAGUGUUUGGAUAUAGUUUAACAGUUUUAUCAGGAAUAACACUGGUUUCACAGUCUGUGACCCAGCUGCUCACAACAUCAGUCGGUUCAUCAAUAUCAGCUGAGGACUCCUUAAACACAUCCCAGUCAGUAACCUCCAGACAUCCCUGCAGAGUGUGACAAACUCUCACUCUGAUGUUCUGCACUUUGCCUUGCUUCGGUACAGUGGUAGACAGGGAUAAGGAGGAUGCAGUUGUGGUCAGAGGAACCCAGAGCAGAAGCACCUUUUUGCCCACAGGUAUUUAUUUCACUGGCCUUUGGACGGAUAUAGACAAGUUUCACAAAUAUUUGGGGAAAUUUCUGAGGCAGAUAUGGAGGGCACAGUGAAGCAGAAAGCAGUUCUAAGUCAGUAGUGCACAGUUUCUCCAGGACAGUGUCAGAUUUGCACCAGCACUGUCCUUGUCAUUUGGAAGACCCACUUGAGCCCAAGCUUUCAUUUGCUGGCUGAUGUUGCUUCAAUAAUUCCACAUAAUGUUCGAUUCUCUUGAUGCCAUCUAUUUUGUGAAGUGCACCAGUCCCUCCUGCAGCAAAAACACUCCCACAACAUGGUGCUGCCACCCCCAUGCUUCACAGUUGGGAUGGUGUACUCAGGCCAUCCUCAGCCAGCAUCUUCACAAGGUCGUUUGCUUUUGUUCUGGGGUUGAUGAGCACAUUUCCCUCCAAAACAAUUCUAACCUUAACCAAUCUCCAUCUUGAGCAGUAAGAUGGCUUGACAUUCCCAUGGUGUUGAUCUGGGCAUGUAGUUAUUUGGACAGAUAAACCUCAAACCACAGCAAUCUGGAAAUUGCACUCAAGUAGGGAUGUAACGAUUACUGGUUAAAAUGAUAAACCGCGGUAAAAUGUCUGACGGUUAGUAAUUCCGUUUCAAAUUUUAAUUACCGUUAAACCGUGUUUGAUUGCCACAAUCCGGAAAAUCUCAGGAAUAGGCGUACUACUGUUGUGAGAAGUGCAGCAGCAUGCAGCCAAUCGGACACAUGCGCCCCGUGCGCAUGCGCACUGAACAGUAAACAACUCAUAAAUAUGGCGGAGGGCAGCAAUACCGGCAGUGGAGAGAUUUUUCCACCGUCCAAACGUACCAAGUCUGAAGUCUGGGCGUACUUCGGUUUUUAUAAAGACACGCAAGGGAGACUGGUGGAAGAAAACAGCCCAGUCUGCCGAAAAUGCCACAAAAAGUAUCGGCAAAGGGUGGAAACAUGUCCAACAUGAUGGCUCAUCUACGGGACCACCACCCGCAACUGUGCAGCGAGUUAAAGAGAGGGCGAGUAAUGGACAGAACCAGGACAAAUCCUCCAACAGCUUGUACUUCUUCGGUCACAGUGGCACAAACAAUAACUCAGGCGUUUGAAAGGAAGGCUGCUUAUGCACCGACUUCAAAACAUGCCAAAGACCUCACAGCAGCUAUCUCGUAUUUUAUUGCGAAAGACAUGAUGCCAUUUCAAACUGUUGAGAGGCCUGGAUUUUUGAACGUGAUGAAGGUUGCUGUGCCUCACUAUAAAGUUCCUUCACGGAAUCAUUUUUCCAAGACUGAAAUCCCAAAGAUGUAUAACGAUCUCAAAGCUGAGGUUGCAAAAAGUGUAACUCAGGGAACAUACUACGCUGCAACCACAGACAUCUGGACCAGUGAAAGUGGGGCAGGGCAACCCUACAUAAGCUUCACCAUACACUACCUCAGCCCAGACUGGAAGCUGUCAUCACACUGCCUGGAAACCCAGUUCUUUCCAGAGGAUCACACGUCUCAAAACAUCACAGAGUUUUUCAAGAACAUGCUGGAGGAGUGGGGGAUCAAGAAACAAGACCUCUGCUGCAUUACAACAGACAAUGCAACCAACAUGGUGAAGGCUUUUGAAGAGUUCACAGAUCUGUGGCUUGGGUGCUUUGGGCACAACUUAAACCUGGCCAUCUCAAAGGCUCUGAAAAUCCAGAGGGUGGACACAGCAGUCAGAGCCUGCCGUCAUCUCGUCCAAGCCUUUUCACGGAGCUGGAAGAGAAAGAGAGCACUGAAAGAAAAGCAAAACACUCUCAACGUUCCACAGAAGGCUCUCAUCCAUGAUGUGGUGACAAGAUGGGGAUCUACACACAAGAUGGUUGAGCGUUUCCUCAGCGAACAGCAGCCAGUCUGUGCCACAUUGGCUGCUGAAAAAGGAACGUAUCAUUUAAUGCCCAAGGAUGCAGACAUUAGUGUCAUGGAGCAACUCUGCCAGCUGCUUGAGCCCCUGAGCAAACUGACUGACGCACUUGCCUCAGAGACACAUGUGGGGAUUCAGUUUUGA